AUGCCUCGCACGAAGAAAAAACGCGGCAAAUUUGAGGAAAAGAGAGAGAAGCGGCAACACGACAACUCAGACAGAUCGCACGACAAUGUCAAGCGGCGAAAACUCGACAAUGGCAACGAUAUUGAGGCAAAUGAGAAUGGCGAAGAGGAGUACUUCUUCGAGGACACGGCGCCAGGACCACCUGUGGAGGGCGCCGAUCCAGACAAGAGCGAUAUCACUUACUAUGGUCUUCUGACCGACGAAGAAUCAACCUACUACGCCAACGUUAACGCCAAGGUCGCAGCCAAUGAUUUCGAAGACGAGGACGAUAGAACAGCGUUCAUUGACGCAGUCUAUAGGGAGUCUCGGGGUAAGGAGAUGAAGCUCGCCUCGAGUCAGUCUUCCUCACGGCAUCUGGAACAGUUGCUCAAGAUUUCGAAUUCUGAGCAGUUGAAGAACUUCUUUGCCGCUAUACUGGAAGGUCUGGUGCAACUGAUGCAGCAUCGCUUUGGAAGCCAUGUCUGUGAGACCGUGUUCUUAGAAUGUGGCAAACACAUCGACGCGGCGGAGGACCAAGUAGAGAAGGACGGAACAACGACCAUGACUGGGCUGUUCCUCCGAACGGCAGAGUUGCUAGAAGGCCACAUCGCAUACAUGCUCACGGACCGAUUUGCGUCGCACACGAUUCGCGUAUUGUUACUGGUCCUGUCAGGCGAGCCAUUGGAUGUGCCCUCGAGCACGGCCGUCUUCGCGAGUAGGAAGAGACAGAAAGACGAGUUGUCUGCCAGCCAGUCACAGAUACAUGCUUCGAAGGAGUCAUCAGCCGACAGGCGAAAAGUGCCCAAAUCCUUCUCGAAAGCCAUGUCGAAGAUCACGUCAGCUGCAGUUGCCGGUCUCGAUCCCACCUAUCUGAGGUCCCUUGGUACACAUCCGACAGGAAACCCUGUACUGCAGAUCCUGCUUCAGCUCGAGCUAAGCAACUCGGAUCGUGGGAGGAAUUUGGAUAAAGAUUCAUUGUUCAACAGGCUCAUCGAGCCCGACCAAUUGAACACCGACUCAGAGGGCGCCAAAUUCAUCUCGAGCCUGACAUACGACCCGACAGGAUCUCGCCUGAUCGAGAUCAUAGUCAGAUAUUCACCAGCUAAGACUUUCAAGAAACUGUAUCAAACCGUCUGGCAGGAAAAAAUCCGCAGUAUGGCACGAAAUGAUCUUGCUAAUUUCGUCGCCAUCAAGGUUUUGGAACGUAUCGGAAAGGACGAUCUGGAAGUGGCUCGUGAACAGAUCUUGCUCGACCUACAGCUACUCAUCGAACGCCGGCGUUUCAAACCUCUUGCGAAGUCUUUCAAAGCUGUCAGCCAGAGCACGCACAGCAUCCUGCAAGAUGUACUCUACCCAAGUUCAGUGGACUCAAAGCUCGAUGCUCGUAGCGAAAGCAAGAAAGCGGAGAACAAAUCCACACCAAGAGCCGACACGCACGGCUCACUCCUUGCGCAGAGCAUGAUUGCCGUCGAAGCCACAGCUCCGCUCAUUCUCGACUGCAUCGCCGCCCUGCCUCCUACCGAGCUAGUUGCCUACGCAACGGACCCUGCCGCCUCCCGCCUUAUUCAAGCCGCCCUCACACCGUCUCCGACAAUUUCUAUGUCAUAUCGCAAGCUCCUCGUGCCCAAGUUCACCGGCCACAUUAAGCAGCUAUCCACCGAUAGCGUCGGCUUAUAUGUCGUUGAAGCUCUCUGGCCCGCGACGAAUGGUGCCCACUUCAUGAAAGAACGGAUCGCGAAAGAACUCGCGGACAGUGAGGAAGAGUUACGAGACAGCUACUUUGGGAGAAGAGUGUGGCGGAUGUGGCAGAUGGACGUCUACAUAAGAAGCAAGGCCCAGUGGCAGGGGAUGGCUAAGGGGACACCGGGGAGUGAGGCCGACAAUCGAAUGUUGGCCGGUAAUGGGACUCAAGUCCCCCAUGAGAGGAAGAAGAAGCCGAUAGAGCUAGCGAGGGAGAGGUGGGCUUUAGAGCAGGCUAAGAAGCUGGACUCGCAACAAGAAGGCGCUGUCCAGGAGCAGCGAUGA
Cyphellophora attinorum is the source of this 2043-nucleotide messenger RNA. Its product is annotated as Nucleolar protein 9. Gene Ontology annotation, molecular function: RNA binding. Gene Ontology annotation, cellular component: nucleolus; preribosome, small subunit precursor; 90S preribosome. Bases 1 to 2043 code for a protein of 680 amino acids. Lineage: Eukaryota; Fungi; Ascomycota; Eurotiomycetes; Chaetothyriales; Cyphellophoraceae. The transcript has 2 exons. Gene Ontology annotation, biological process: endonucleolytic cleavage in 5'-ETS of tricistronic rRNA transcript (SSU-rRNA, 5.8S rRNA, LSU-rRNA); ribosomal small subunit export from nucleus; endonucleolytic cleavage to generate mature 5'-end of SSU-rRNA from (SSU-rRNA, 5.8S rRNA, LSU-rRNA). The record is from RefSeq and is a predicted model, not a curated record.